AUGACGACAACGCCGAACGGAACACAAGAGAACGCGGAAGAGAAUGCAGAAGAGAACGGAACACAAGAGAAUGCAGAAGAGAACGGAACACAAGAGAACGGAGUGCUCCGAGUCUUAGGCCUCCUGCUGAACUCCACAGAUAGGUGGGGGAGGGGGCAGCCCAUGGGCCGGACAGGAAGUGGGGCUGUGAGUGGGGGCAGGGGUACAGGAAGUGGGGGUGUGAGUGGGGGUGGGGGGGUUGUGGGUGAGCGUCCGAGGCUGCGUAUCGUUGGCGGCUUCCCGCCGUCCCCAAACGCCAUCAAGUACAUCGUCUCCCUGCAGAGCACCAAGAGGCAGCACUUCUGCGGAGGAACCCUGAUACACACACGCUGGGUGCUCACCGCAGCGCACUGCAAUAUGGGGCUGGAGAUGUUGGUUGUGGCUGGUGAACACUUCUUGGGUUCUAUGGAGGGAACUGAACAGUACUUUAAACCCCAGCGCCUCAUCCCCCACCCGGCCUACAGCCAAAACACCAAGCAUGCCGACAUCAUGCUGAUAAAGCUUGGUAAGGCUGCUGUGUUAAACAGGUUCGUGUCGCUGGUCGCUCUACCGCGUCAAGACGAAGGACUACUGGAGGGACGCAUGUGCCAGGUGUCUGGUUGGGGCUAUACGUCUAACCCUGUUGUGCGGGUCCCCAUCAUCUCGUCUGCUCGCUGCAACAGCUCGUCCUCCUUCAGUGGGAACAUCAGCAGCAGCAUGAUCUGUGCCGGCUACUCAGGACGCGACGCAUGCGAGGGUGACUCGGGCGGCCCACUGGUGUGUGAGGGGCGUGUCUACGGUGUCGUCUCCUGGGGCAACGGCUGUGGGGACGCCCACUUCCCCGGAGUUUACACGGCCGUCGCCAAAUUCCGCCGCUGGAUCGAUCGCACCGUCUACGCCUCAAUAUCACGAUGUUUUAAACACUAA
This is a messenger RNA of Engraulis encrasicolus (European anchovy), 945 nucleotides long. RefSeq names its product trypsin-like. The record is from RefSeq and is a predicted model, not a curated record. The coding region runs from base 1 to 945 and encodes 314 amino acids. Gene Ontology annotation, molecular function: serine-type endopeptidase activity. Lineage: Eukaryota; Metazoa; Chordata; Actinopteri; Clupeiformes; Engraulidae. The transcript has 6 exons. Gene Ontology annotation, biological process: proteolysis.